CUGGGAGUCGCUUAGCAGUCAAAGACUAUGCCAAAGAGUUCGUGGUCCGAACGUUGUCAUUUCUCUUUCGCGGUCGCUCCCUACUAUGCGUCUCCCAACCGGUCUGGAAUAAACAUCGCCUCGUGGGGAAUGAAGAUAGGUCGUACCACGAUAUUGUAGAUGACGAUGAAGAUGAUGAACAUC
Amoebophrya sp. A25 is the source of this 183-nucleotide messenger RNA. The record is from the annotation of a GenBank genome assembly. Lineage: Eukaryota; Dinophyceae; Syndiniales; Amoebophryaceae.